AUGGAAACGCACAAAGCCAAACUACGCUGCCAAUGGUUACAAUGCAGACCACGUUCUUCAUCCAGCGGCAAGAACAAACUGAAAGAACCUCUCGUGGAUUCUGAUGAUUCUUCCAAUGAGGUGCCGUUCUCAAGCAAGAGGAAGGCAGCAACCGCUUUUGGUUACUGUCACGGAAUGAGAGAAGGGGCUAACGAGGAGGAGAAGAGGAUGAUGAAUAUCAAGAAAACAAAAAUAGACUGUUUUAUUCAAAAUAAACAGUUUGAUUUCAAUGAUGAUGAACUUGAAGUUGUUGAUAUUCUCUUUAACCUCCCCGGGAACUUCUUAGAGAGAGUUAAUUUAAAGACUUCAAGCAGUGCUGCGAAUUCAACUGCCAGUGCUGACCAAGAACAGGUUUCAAAGGAGGAUUCCAAGAUGACCGUUAGCUCAAUGGAUUCUCAUUCCAAGAAAGAAACAAAGAAACCAGUCAACACAGAAAGAAACAGCCCCAGUGCCGUGAAUUCAGGUCCCAGUGCCUAUCAAGAACGGGUUUCAAACAAGAAUUCCAAGAAGGUCAUUAGCUCAGUGGAUUCUCGGUCCAAGAAAGAAUCAAAGAAACCAAUUAACCAAGAACCCUCUGAAUUGCCACAAAAUUUCAAGAACCUGAUCAGUGAUAUGGGUGGCAGCAGGAUCACUCUGCUUAUCCAGAAAACUCUCUAUCAAUCGGAUUUGGAUCCGCAACAAAAUCGGCUUUCGAUUCCGUCACAGCAGGUCAAGGACAAAGAUUUCUUGCUUCCUACGGAACUAGAAAGUUUGGAGGAGAAAAACGGAAUAAAAGUGAAAUUGAUCCAACCUUCCCUGGAAAUCACCGAGUUGACUUUGAUUAAGUGGUUCAUGCACAAGGGCCCAGGGUCAAAGAAAGUAAGCAUUUCCUAUAUUUUGAGAUCAAAUUGGGUCAAAGUUGCAAAGGCUAACAAUCUAGAAAAGAAUGAUGUUGUUCAAGUUUGGUCAUUCCGAGUUGACGAGAAAUUAUGCAUGGCAAUUGUCAAGCUUUGA
Arachis ipaensis is the source of this 1032-nucleotide messenger RNA. Lineage: Eukaryota; Viridiplantae; Streptophyta; Magnoliopsida; Fabales; Fabaceae. The record is from RefSeq and is a predicted model, not a curated record.